Molecule: messenger RNA, 3237 nt
Organism: Suncus etruscus (white-toothed pygmy shrew)
Lineage: Eukaryota; Metazoa; Chordata; Mammalia; Eulipotyphla; Soricidae
Gene: MAP3K21
Product: mitogen-activated protein kinase kinase kinase 21
Biological process (GO): protein phosphorylation
Molecular function (GO): ATP binding; JUN kinase kinase kinase activity; protein binding
Source: RefSeq, a predicted model, not a curated record
AUGCGUUCCCCCGGCCGCCCCCGGAGGCCUGAAGCCAUCGAGGAUCCGCGCUUGCCCGGCUCCCCCCCAUGGCUUUGCCGGCGCCUGGGGCGAGGCCGAUCGGACACGUGUCGCGUUGCGGCGCGCUUCGGCCGGGUCUCCGCGUCGUCGUCGUCGUCGUCGUCCGGGGCCUCGGCGUCGGCCGCGGCGGGCGCGGGGCUCUGGGCCGCGCUCUACGACUACGAGGCGCGCGCGGAGGACGAGCUGAGCCUGCGGCGCGGCCAGCUGGUGGAGGUGCUGUCCCAGGACGCCGCGGUGUCGGGCGACGAGGGCUGGUGGGCCGGCCAGGUGCAGCGGCGCCUGGGCAUCUUCCCCGCCAACUACGUGGCGCCGUGCCGCCCACCCGCCGGCCCCGCGGCGCCCCCCGGCCCAGGAGCCGCCGCCCCGCCGCCCCGGCGCUCGCCCGUGCACGUCGACUUCGAGCGGGCUGGAGCUCAAGAGCUGAUCGGCGCCGGCGGCUUCGGCCAGGUGUACCGCACCACCUGGCAGGGCCAGGAGGUCGGCCGUGAAGGCGGCGCGCCGCGACCACCGAGCAGGACGCGGCGAACCGCGGCCGAGAGCGUGCGGCGGGAAGCCCGGCUCUUCGCCCGCCUGCGGCACCCCAACAUCAUCGAGCUGCGCGGCGUGUGCCUGCGGCAGCCGCACCUCUGCCUGGUGCUCGAGUUCGCCCGCGGCGGAGCGCUGAACCGCGCGCUGGCCGCCGCCAAUGCCGCCCCCGACCCCGGCGCGCCGGGCCCGCGCGGGGCGCGCCGCAUCCCCCCCGCACGUCUUGGUGAAUCUGGGGCGGUGCAGAUCGCGCGGGGCAUGCUCUACCUGCACGAGGAGGCCUUUGUGUCCAUCUGCACCCGGGACCUCAAGUCUAGCAACAUUCUGCUCCUUGAGAAGAUAGAACAUAAUGAUAUCUACAACAAAACAUUGAAGAUCACAGAUUUUGGGUUAGCUCGAGAAUGGCACAGGACCACCAAAAUGAGUGCAGCAGGCACGUAUGCCUGGAUGGCCCCGGAAGUAAUCAAAUCUUCCUUGUUUUCUAAGGGAAGCGACAUCUGGAGCUAUGGAGUGCUGCUGUGGGAACUGCUGACUGGGGAAGUCCCCUAUAGAGGCAUCGAUGGCCUUGCUGUGGCUUAUGGGGUAGCUGUCAAUAAACUCACGUUGCCUAUUCCAUCCACCUGUCCGGAGCCUUUUGCCAAGCUUAUGAAAGAAUGCUGGCAACAGGACCCUCAUAUUCGUCCAUCAUUUUCCUUGAUUCUUGAACAAUUAACUGCUAUAGAAGGGGAUGUUAUGUCUGAAAUGCCUCAAGAAUCUUUUCAUUCCAUGCAAGAUGACUGGAAAUUAGAAAUUCAACAAAUGUUUGAUGAGCUGAGAACAAAGGAAAAGGAGCUGCGAUCCCGGGAAGAGGAACUGAGUCGAGCAGCCCUUCAACAGAAGUCCCAGGAAGAAUUGCUAAAGCGGCGUGAGCAGCAACUUGCAGAACGUGAGAUUGACGUUCUCGAGAGGGAGCUUAAUAUUAUGAUAUUCCAGUUAAACCAGGAGAAGCCCAAUGUAAAGAAGAGGAAGGGGAAAUUUAAGAGAAGCCGUUUAAAGCUCAAAGAUGGACAUAGAAUCAGUCUGCCUUCAGAUUUUCAGCACAAAAUAACUGUGCAGGCGUCUCCCAACUUGGAUAAAAGGAGGAGUUUGAACAGCAGCAGCUCCAGCCCACCCAGCAGUCCUACAGUGAUCCCCAGACUUCGAGCUAUACAAUUGACUUCAGACGAAAGCAAUAAAACUUGGGGAAGGAACAUGGUCUGUCGACAGGAAGAGUUUGAAGAUUUAAAAAGGAAUUUUAAGAAGAAAGGUUGUACAUGGGGACCAAACUCAAUUCAAAUUAAAGAAAGAACUGAUUGCAAAGAAAGAAUAAGACCUCUCUCAGAUGGCAACAGUCCUUGGUCAACUCUUAUAAUAAAAAAUCAGAAAACAGUGCCAUUGACUUCAUUAUUUGUGGAGCAAUCAGGUACUUGUGAGGAACCAAACUAUUCCCCUGAAGGAUUAGAACACAGAAAACCAAAACAAAUGAAGUUUCCGAAUCAAGCCUACAUUGAUCUAUCUCUUUGGAAAGAUGGCCAGAAAGAAAAUCCUGUGGAGUCUGAAAAGUGGGAGGAGGGAACUUCUGUGAGCCCUGUAGCUUGCACUCCUCAGGUGACCCCUACAAAUAGUCUGAGUAGAUCCCCUCAGAAGAAGAAAACAGAGUCUGCUUUGUAUGGCUGCACCAUGCUACUGGCAUCGGUGGCUUUGGGACAGGAUAUCAGGUAUCUAAAUAAAGCACAGACUGCUGAAGAACUGUUACUCAAAGAAGAAAGGAAGAAACGUGAUGGAAUCUUCCAGUGGGCCCCCAAAUCCCGAAGCACUGCCAGUUCUUCCAGGAGGCUACAAACUACAGGAGAAGGGAACAACAACUCACCCUGGGUCCCUCCAUCAAGUGCUGUGAGCCUUCUGUCAAUGCCGGCUCUCUCCACAAAAUGCUUGCUACAGACUGAUGGAGAAGAUUCAUUAGAGGACAGCACACAUAUUACUUAUGACCCCAAGAUGCCAACUGCAGAUUUUUGUCCUGCCAUCGGAGGAAGUAGUCAUGAGCCAGCCUGCAUGCCAGGACUUGUAACUGAUCCUAAUAGGUGGAAAAGUCAUUCUCCAACUUCCACAGAGCAGGCAUGUGGGAAUUUGCCUGAUGUUUCUUCUAAGGAAAGAGCAACAUGUCUCACAUGGACCAUGUCUGAUGGAAAUGCCAUCCAGACUCCAACUGGUGCAACUAUUGUUUCAACUAAUCAAGUCCCAAAACUACAACCAGAACUGUGUUUGGGGUUUUCCCAUUCAUCAAAUAGUCCUCACAGUAACCUGCCCAGUACCGUCCUUACUGAACAACGGAGAACUGUCAAUAGUGUGCCUCUUUCUGGCUCCUACUCCUUGAGAAGGUCUUCAGAUUCUCUACAGACUUUCCCAUGGAGAACAAAGCCACUUCCUUUACAAACUCACUGGGUAGUGGAUGGUACAGGGCCAACCGCUCACUGUUCCCUUGAUGACAAGGACAGAACUAAAUCUCACAUGCCUUCCUUAUUGGAUGCUGAUGUGGAAGGGCAGAAGAUGGACAGCACAGUGCCUCUGUGUAGGAUGAAGAGCAGAACUAGCCGUCCAUCUAUAUAUGACCUCGAGAAAGAAUUUCUGUCUUAA